AGGCCGCCCCCUCCCCUUCGUCACCACCGCCGGCGCUCCCUGGUCAGGCUGCCCUCCCUUUCAUCACCAGCGUCGCCGCUCCCUAGCAGGCCGCCCCUCCCCUUCGAAUCAGACCGCAAAAGUGGCCGGGGAGAUCCUCGAGCUCGGCAUGCUCGCGCCAGUGGUAGGCGCCGUUGGAUGCGGACGCGGAGGCUCGGGACUUGCACGCCCUACUCUACCCUGUUCCUUCCAAUCCGGCCCCGAAGUGCUCGAGGAGGCGCUCGAGGUCGGCAUGCUCACCGGCGACGCUGGGUCCCUCCAUUCUCCUGGUUCCCUCACCGUCGCCAACAUGAGCCUCUCCACCCUCUCCCGCGCGAUCGUCCAGGUCUAGCCCCUUCUGGUUGUGAGUGGAUCCAAGAGUUCACAUGAUGCAGUAUCUUUUGAAAGAUGAUACAUUAUCUUCAUAAAAGAAAGGAAGUUGGAGAAGUUAUUACUGAAGAGGAAUUCAGUGGUAUGUGCUUCUCAAGAGCUAAACUGGAACAAGAAGUGCAUGACUCAUGCCUACACUAACUAAUCAGACUUCCCGAAGGAGAAGAAGGAGGUGCGGAAAGAGGAUGGGAGCAACAAAUCUGAAUCAAAGAGGGUGAGAAUUACUUAUCAAUGACUCGGGCAUCAACUCUUGAUUUUCGGCGGAAGACGCAGGGUCAGAACAACUGGUCUGGGCCGUUGCGCCCAGUAAAUGCCAUCAAAAAUAAAUUCCCUACCUACAAGAAUGGUACGAAUGGGAUAGUCAUCAAAUUUGCUGAUGAGCCAGAAACACCAUGACUUAAGGAGUCUGUUGCCAAAGAGACAACAGAUCUGCUUGAUCGGCGUCAGCGUCUUUCAGUCCGCGAGCUCGCAAUGAAAUUUGAGAAGGGCCUCAGUACUGCCACAUUAUUAUCUAAUGAGGUUAAAUGUAAACAAGUGGCUUUAUUGGAGCGAGACAUCCUUCUGAAGAAUCUAAAGAGUGUAUUGGAGUCACUGAGAGGUCAAGUAGCUGGCAAAUAUAAGGAUGAAAUUGAGGAAUCGGUAUCUAUGGUGGAUAUUUUAGCAGUUCAGCUGUCCAAAACAGAAAAUGAGUUGCUUCAGCAGAAAACCGAGGUCACGAGAAUAGCGACUUCACUAAAACUGGCUUCUGAAGAUGCUAGGAGAAUUGUUGACGAAGAACGAACUAAUGCAUGCAUGGAGAUUGAAAAUGCUAGAGCUGCUGUACAAAGAGUUCAAAAAGUACUUAAAGAGAAAGAGAACAGUUCACAAAGAAUUAGAAAGCAGGUAAAUUGUAUAUAAUUUUAUGAGCAGCAUAUUAUCUUGUUUUCUGUACUUUAGUACCAAGCUUACCUGGAACUUAUGCCUGAAUCUGUAUUCCUUAUAUAUUCUUUUAUUUAUGUCAUAUACAAUUACUCCCCUUGACUUCUGUACAGUUUUUCUAUUCAAAACCAGUGGUAGUUUAUUUUAAUUUGACUAUGCAACCUUCUACGUACUGCAUCAUACAGCAACAGAUCUUCCUGCCCAACUUUGCUUUUAUUGCUUGCUUGUCCAGAUGCUGUGCUUUGACACUGUCCUCAAUUUGUUAUACUCAUUGUAUUACUUGCUCUAUCUUGAGAAUGUAGAUUCAUUCGGUUGGGAUAUAGUUGGUAUUAGAGUAUUACAUAUCCAUUGUGAAUAAUUUUA
Molecule: messenger RNA, 1689 nt
Organism: Triticum dicoccoides
Lineage: Eukaryota; Viridiplantae; Streptophyta; Magnoliopsida; Poales; Poaceae
Product: stomatal closure-related actin-binding protein 1-like
Exons: 7
Coding region: 880-1305 (141 amino acids)
Biological process (GO): actin filament organization; regulation of stomatal movement
Molecular function (GO): actin binding
Source: RefSeq, a predicted model, not a curated record